UAGUUUGUAGAGUUAUCAAAGCGUGUGUCAUAAUUGCUGAUUUCAGUUUUCCAUUGUUGAAGUGACCAUGAAUAAAAUAUAAUUGCUGCCAUUUGGUAGACUGAAAAAAAAAAUCAACAGCGACUGUAUAGAAUGCGGACAGGAUAAUUACCCCUAUGAUUGUCCCGUUUGAAGCACUAUUUGGCAAUACGCUCAUUUAAAAUAGUUAAACAUAGUUAACGGUUGUUAUUUGUAAAGGUCAUAUGAAUUGAUGAGAGUUUCAACAGUAUUAUCGCUACACGUUUCCUAACUUGUAAUUGGAUGGUAUUCUGUCACCGCUACUUCUUGUUUCUGAUGAACAGAGAGACAAUCACAUAAAACAUUCCGUCAGAGAAAAGAAAAGGACUUUUAUAUGAAUGAAAAAAAAAUAAUACCCAGCGUAGAUUACUCACUGGCUUAAUACCAUUGUGCUUUAGUGGAGCAAGAUUUAUUGAGUCGUUACAUGUGUUCUAUUCGUAUCGGAUGUGCUGUUACUCCAUGUAGAAGUGUGUGCGAAUUGACAGUGCAUGACACCAUUAGAAAGAAUAGAAAUUUAUUGAACGACACAGUCCCCAAGGUAAGAGCUAACAACCAGAUUGUAUAUCAUCUAUAGGCGGGCCAUAUUCCACACAACGGUGACAAAGUGUGUAAAAAAUUCAUAGUUCAUUUCCUCGUAGAAUUCUCUUUCUAGGAGACAUUUAUUCGCUUCAUACCAUUUUGCUAUAGGCAAUUGGAAUAUAUGUCUCACUCUGACAGAUUUUAAGUGACAUACAUGUCUGUGAUUGUAAUUUGAUUUAAAAAGCAACACUCACUGUAGUGGUUAUAAAAGAAGAGAUUGCAUUCAGUUUAAUGAACGAGACGGAGUAUUUUCCGUCCCAUUGUUAUCCAUGAUUGAAGCACAGAGUUUGGAUUUACUGACUGAGCCGUUGAUUAUCCCAUCACCCGCCAUUCAGUCAGUUCACAAGUUUGCCGCUGCUCCGUCUACCGCAUUAACUAUCAAUACCGGACUAUCAGGACUCGGAACUUCCCCUCUUUACGCUGCACCAGCACCAACUCUUAAGGCAGUUUCUACUGUACCGACAUCGACAAGGCGGUUUCUCGGACCAGGACUCACAAGGAUGCAUCCAUACUAUUACGUUCAAUACGUUCCGUUGGACCUUAAGCAGAAUAUGGAGAUGAAAGUAAACUGGGCCACAUCACCUAGCAACCAACCCAAACAGGACACAAGCAAGCAUUUCCACAUAUUUGUUGGUGAUUUAAGCCCAGAUAUUGAGACACAUCAACUCAAAGGUGCCUUCCAAGUUUUUGGUGAAAUUUCAGAUUGCAAGAUUAUACGAGAUCCACAGUCUCUGAAGUCCAAAGGUUAUGGCUUUGUUUCAUUUGUUAACAAACAGGAUGCAGAAACAGCGAUAUCCAGUAUGAAUGGACAGUGGUUAGGGAGUCGACCAAUCAGAACAAACUGGGCCACAAGGAAACCUCCAGCCCCGCCCACUAAAGAAAAUCAAUUUGUUAAACAGUUGAAUUUAGACGAAGUUAUGAGUCAGUCAAGUCCGACCAACUGCACAGUUUAUUGUGGGGGUAUUAUAAAUGGUUUAACAGAGGAUCUCAUUAGGAAAACAUUUGCAUCGUAUGGUACUAUACAAGAAAUUAGAGUAUUCAAAGACAAGGGAUAUGCUUUUAUUAGAUUUUCCAACAAAGAAAGUGCAGGCCAAGCUAUAUGUGGUGUUCAUGGUCAGGUGGUGAACGAGCAACAAGUCAAGUGUUCAUGGGGUAAAGAAUCAAAUGAUGCCCAACAGUCUCAAUCCUCUACACCACAGAUGAUGGGCAGCCAAUCACCCCAACAACAGUUUAAUGGCAAUGGGAUGGGCAAUAUGGGAUAUGGCAGCUACAAUAUGGGUGGCUAUGGGGGUUAUUAUCCCGGCUAUGGUGGACAACAGGGUUAUAACAUGCAAGGAGGAGGAGGUGGUGGAUAUGGCUAUGGAUACCAGUACGGAAGUAUGCCAAUGCAGGGUCAGUGGGGUAUGCAGAUGCAGCCAGGCCAGCCAGCUCCAGCGUACGGUCAAGGUGGCUAUCAGAUGGGGGUAACUAGCCCGCUCACAUUGAUUAGACCUGCCCCAUGAUAACACACCCAUAGUGUGACCAAUGACAAAGAGCUCAAGACGGCACGGGGCACCCUUCAGAAGAUUCCAGGCACAAUGAAGAACCGCAAAGAAAACGUAUGAGACGUGAUCGCGAUUAUGAUCAGGAUUAUUAAAAUAUAAAAAUCGACAUCAAAAAACUUAACAUCACAUUGUUUGAGGUCUCCGCUGAAAACAACAACAACAACAUCGUCAUCUAUCUUACCAUCAUCAUUUCCAUUACGUGACAGUGGAUUCCACUGGAACAUCGCCAUCUUCAUCGUAACAUUGAGAGACUUCCAUUACCUUUCAUCAGUAAACAAAAUAAAAAUUAAAUAUGAACUGAUCAUACUUGAUCAUUGUUGGUGAAAGGGAAUAAAAAAUAUUAUGAUUUAUUGACUCGAAAAAACUGUUUUUAUGAUUAAUGCGGUUAAUGAUAAUUUGUUCAAAUGUGGACAAGGGUAUUGGAUAUUGAAGCCUGGAAACUGUAGGGAGUAGAUUUGGAAAGAAUCUACUAAGAAAUUCCUCUGUGCUGUCUUUGAAAGACAAAAAAAGUGACAGACUUUGAGUGAAGGACACUUAGAUAAUUCCGUGAAUUUUGCUCUAUGCGCGUGUCGUUUGACACACAAAUAUGUUCAUGUGUAAAUAGAUAAUACAUUGUGAAAAAAAAAAUAGUCUUUGAUAAAUUAUAUAGAAUGAUGUAAAAAUGAUGUUAUAUUGUGAGCGUGUGUGUGUGCAUGUGUGUAUGUGAGGACGGUGGAAUAAAACUGAGGACCUGUAAAUGAAUGAUCGAGGGGAUUGUGGAAGUAGAUUAAUGUUUUACAAGAUAAUAAAAGAUAUAGUUGGGAAGCAAAAUAUUAUCAAAAAUUACACCUUAAAUACUAAAAAAAAAACUGAUUUAUAGAAUAAAACUGAUUUAACUUUAAAGUUAGAUUAACUUAAAAAUUUUCAAUAUUAAACUGAUAUUUCUAAGAUGAUAUUGGAAUUAAUUUGAUAUCUUGUUUGGUCGUGCAAUUACUAACUAAAACUGUAUACAAGGAAUGUAGUUCUUUCAGAAAUGUGUGCUCACUGAUGUUAACUGUAUAUCAGAAUUAAGACUGUCUCGAUGAAUGGCAGGUUUUUUAAGAUGAUUUUGUACAUAAAUUAAAAUUUGGGAUUUUUGUUUUUUUGCAUUAGAGGUAUGUUCUGUUUGUUGGUGAAAAUGAUGUGUUGGUCGUUAACGUCUGCUGUAUAUUUUAUUAUGGUGUUUAAAUGAAACAGUUUGAUAUGUUAUAACAAUAUGUGUACAGUAGAAGGAUUAAUGUAAUGGUGUAGUAUCAUUCUGUCAAUUUUUUAAGCCAUGAAAUAUUGUCAUAUAUGUUCUCUGUCAUAGGGUAAAAUAGAAACAACAUAAUUCAACUUGUAUGAUAGUUCAUGUUAAUAAUGACAUAAUUUCCGUGGAUAAGGUUUUUUCUUUUACAUAAAGUCUCUGCAAUUUUUGUACCUAAAAAUAAAACUUAUCAAAAAAGUUUGAAAAAUAAAUAAAAAUUUAAUUAUUUUUUUUUUAAAUGUAAAAUAUCUUUGUUGAGUUUUGAGUUACCUUGUAGUACUAUUGUUACAAACAAUUUAGAUAUUAGGCAGUUAUUCCUCUUUGAUAGAUAUACCAAUAGUUAUGUUCAUAAAGAUAUUAGUUAUUAACAGCUCAUUGAAAGUCUAAAUUCAAGUGAAAAGAGACAAUAAAGUAAUAAAUAACAUAAUAAAAUGAGCCGCGUCACGCCGAAACAACAUAAUGCGUUCGCACUAAGCAUGGAUCCAGACCAGCCUCUGCAUCCGCGCAGUCUGAUCAGGAUCCAUGCUGUUCGCUAUCAGAUUCUUGUUAUAGAGUUUGUAAGCGAACAGCAUGGAUCCUGAUCACACUGUACGGAUGUGCAGGCUGGUCUGGAUCCAUGCUGGUCGCAAACGCAUUAUGUUGGUUUUGUCGUGAUGUGGCUCAUUUUAUUAUGUUCUGUUAAUAGCUAAAUUGGUUAGAAAAUAAUAAACUAGUAUGACUAAAUGUUCUUAAAGAAAUAAUUCUUCUCUAGGAUAUGCAAUAUUGUUGUAGCAUUUAGUGUUAAAUUAGCUAUUAAAAAGGUGUCUUUUUUUUCUGAGUACAAUUCAAAAUAUAAAGAAGUUUUUAUUUGCCUUUUGUGCAAAAUAUGUAUAAAAGUUUCUUUAGAAUUUGAAUUAACAACUAAAACCGGUUUUAUACUUCACAUUGCAACACAUGGUGUAUGUUUUGUAUUUGAUUACAUGUACAUGUAAAUAAAUCAUCACCAAUCUUGACUGUUUUAACAUGUUGAGGGGGUGGGAUGGGGGGUUGGGGGCAGGGGUUACUAUGGUAAUUUGGUGUUUUUACAUGUAUAGUGUUGUGUAUAUAUUUAUGUAUAUUGCAAAAAAAAAUAUGUAAAGAUAUGUUUUAUAUGUCGUUAGAAAAUGCUGGAAGCAACUUGUUCCUGUUGAUUGUUGUGUGUGUAACAGAUUAAUGCAUUCCAGCAAUGACUUCCAGUUCAUUUAACUCGGUUUUUUUUAAGCUUGGAAAAAGUUAACCAACAUUUUGUUGUUUUGUUUUUUUCUUCCUCAAAUCAGGGAUUUUAAAAUGCGUUUUACGAAAAUAACAAUAUUUGGACAAUUAUUAAACUUGAAAAUUAAGCCUUUGCACACCAACUGGUGAAAAAUUAGACAAUUGAAACCGAACUUGAAUAAGCUUUUUGCAUUUCAAUUCUUAUCUCUUUUUUUUACAAUUUUUUUUAAGGAUUUUCUCAAGAUGAACUUUUAUCUUGAUAGUCCUUUUGUGUUGGAACUACUAUCAUCUUUUUAAUUUCAAGAAAAGAAAACAUCAUUUCAGUCUCAACAGCUUUUAACUACGUCAAACACCUCACAUUAACACUAUAUUAGUUUUAUAUGCAUCUUUUUUUUUCAAAACUUUUACACAAUAAUGUGUAGGACAGUUAAUUUUUUUUAUUUUAUAUUUUUGAUCAACUACAAUGUAGUUUAAUAAUUACUCUUACACUGCUGGGACCCAAAGUGAUUAGCCUUUGCCUUCAAUAAAGAGUCAAGCCAGCGUGAACAUUCGUGCACCCUGACCUGGUUCUCUAUUGAUAGUAUUUCAUAUUGAAAUCCCUUAGAAUUAAAACAGAUUUUUCUUGAUUCAAAGGAGGGCUUAUCCAUUACACAAAAAUUCAGCAGGGUUAAAGAGUUAUGCUAAUUGUUUUUAUUGAAAAUUAAUUUAUAUAGAGCAUUUAGUAUUGUGGAAACAUGAUCAUGUAUAGGAGGUGCGAGUUAUGCCAUUACAUGUGUAUACACAUAACUAUGUUCUUGUGUUUUUCUGUCGAGUGGGUCUAUGAAGGAGUCACAUUGCUGUAUGAAAUCCUUGUUUUUAUGUUCUUCAACAUUUUAGUCAGUACUCAUUAUCAUCUAAGCUCAACAAAUACAAAUCUUUGACCAUGGUUGUAACAUAUUUGAAUAAAUGAUGACAGAGUGAA
Molecule: messenger RNA, 5635 nt
Organism: Ruditapes philippinarum (Manila clam)
Lineage: Eukaryota; Metazoa; Mollusca; Bivalvia; Venerida; Veneridae
Product: nucleolysin TIAR-like
Exons: 13
Coding region: 906-2138 (410 amino acids)
Molecular function (GO): mRNA binding
Source: RefSeq, a predicted model, not a curated record